Messenger RNA from Mycena indigotica, 2472 nucleotides. Its product is annotated as WD-REPEATS-REGION domain-containing protein. The coding region runs from base 1 to 2472 and encodes 823 amino acids. Lineage: Eukaryota; Fungi; Basidiomycota; Agaricomycetes; Agaricales; Mycenaceae. The transcript is spliced from 7 exons. The record is from RefSeq and is a predicted model, not a curated record. Gene Ontology annotation, molecular function: RNA binding; protein binding. Gene Ontology annotation, cellular component: 90S preribosome; small-subunit processome; t-UTP complex. Gene Ontology annotation, biological process: maturation of SSU-rRNA from tricistronic rRNA transcript (SSU-rRNA, 5.8S rRNA, LSU-rRNA).
AUGGACGCGCCGCUCGCGUUGCAUCGCUGCCGGUUCGUCGACUUCACUCCUUCACCAAUAACGGCCAUCGCAUUUCCUCCUCUUCCACUCCCUAAGAAGCCGUCCUCUAUAGGAAAACAACCUGAACGAUACGGCACACUUGCUGUUGGGCAUGCUAACGGAAACAUCGACCUUUGCGAAUGGGCAGGAGGCCAACAAUCUCCGCAAUCGUGGACUGUUCGAACGACACUCUCUGGGCCCUACCCCUCAAAAGUCGACUCGCUAGUCUUCGCCAUUCGUUAUCCUGAUCUAAUAGACCCAACGGUGGUCCCUUCUUCUUCGGACCUUCGCUUAUUUUCCUCGGGUGGAGGUAGCGACCUGUUAGAAUGGGAUAUGGACCGUGGUUGUGUGCGGCGCACAAUUAGCUCGCAAGGGGGCUCUAUCUGGUCUAUUUCUGUCAAUCCUGCGUCAAAUAUUAUAGCGCUUGGAUGUGAGGAUGGCACGGUUCGACUACUUUCCAUCGCCAACGACACUUUAUCUCAUUACCGUCGUUUCGAUCGGGUCAAGUGUCGCGUCCUAAGCAUAGCUUGGGGCCCACCAAUACCGAAACAAAAUAAAACCAUUACAGCAGAGGGGUCAAGCGAUGAAGAUGAAGACGACGAAUACUGGACAGAUUCCUGGCUUGUGACGGGAGGAUCAGACAGCAGUCUUCGAAAAUGGGAUGUGAAGAGUGGUCGAUCUAUUGAUCGCAUGGGUACCGACAAAAUUCGCGGAGAGCGAACGCUGGUCUGGGCAGUUGGCGUCCUUGGCGAUGGUACAAUUGUCUCGGGUGACUCAAUGGGAUUGGUCAAAUUCUGGGACUCUCGGACAUGUACGCAGCUGCAGAGUUUCCAAGCGCAUGGCGCUGACGUCCUCUGCCUAACGAUUGACCCGACGGGUACCGCUGUCUACACUGCUGGUGUUGACCAAAAGUUGACGCAAUUCUGCUUUAUCAACACUUCAACUGGGGACAAGGGCAAAGCUCGACGUUGGAUUCAGACCUCCUCGCGUCGUUUACACUCGCACGACAUUCGAGCACUUGCUAUGUGGCCCCCAUAUUCGACUCUCCCAUCUUCACACAAGCGUCUUUUUCCAGUAGACAUUGCGCCACUCCUGAUUUCUGGCGGUCUCGAUAUGUCUGUCGUGGUUACCCCUGCAGCUCUUCCCACGAGCACUGUCGUAAAAAUUGUAAACCCAAUAUCCACCAGCGUUCAUUGCACAUUCGAGGACUCAUAUCAUCGGCGGCUAGCUUAUACUCCUGGGCCAUCUUCGAUUCAAGUCGCCAGGGAGGCACGACUAAUAUCUUGUACGCGGGAUUCCGGCUUGGAACUAUGGCGAAUUCCCCGAAAAGCAUCUUCAGAUGAAGCUGCAGGGUGGGAAAAAAUCUUGACUAUGGACUUGAAUGUCCACACUAAUCUGCUUGCCAGCGCCAUCUCAACGGAUGGCAAAUGGCUGGCCACCUCUGAUCUCUACGAGUCAAAAUUAUUCUCACUCGUUUCCGAUUCUGAUGGCUGCAUUGCACCUCGACGUGUCCGCGAUUUUUCUGCUAUCCUACGCGCUCAUUUACCGCCAAAGAGCACGUCGAGUGGUGCUUUUGCCUUCCACUUCACAGCAGAUUCGUCGAAAUUAGUCAUCUCAACCGCUACGGGAGCCUUCAUCCUCGUUGUGGACCUGGGGAAAGUUGAGCAACCUCGGGUUCUACGUCGGUUUGAUCAGCAUCGGAUGGCAAGCCUGACGAAAAAUCGUGUAGUUGUGGGUCGUUCAUCAGUUGAUGAAGAGGAACCUGAACCUGAGGAAGAAGAAGAAGAGCAUGAUUUUACCCCUAUUGCGACGUCGAUCCUGCGACUGGCUACAAGUUUUGACGGACAAUGGCUAGCGUCGUCAGACGUUCAUGGUCGGACCCACGUGUUCAAUCUUGAUUCUGUUCAGCACCAUUGUGUUUUGCCCUCGUUUCCACUAGCAGCACAAUCUAUCUGUUUCGACCCAAGCCGGCCCAGCGUUCUGGUCUUGGCAUUUCCCGAUAACAGUAUCCAAAUCUUCGAUGUGGAAGCGCGCCAAUUUCCUCCUUGGGGAAAAGAAAUUUGCGAUAACCUGCCCAAACGCUUAACACGGACGCAUGACCACAUUUUGGGUGUCACAUUCGACCCAGCGAUGGAGUCCCAGUCUUCUACGCCACGAUCUAUGCUGCUUUGGGGAUCUACCUGGUUGUGCAAGCUCAGACUUGAGCGCAGUGACACAACGGCUCGCUCCGCUCAACGGAAACGCCGUCGAGAUGAUGACAAGAGUCCAAAAAUGGAGCCUGUGGAUGACUAUCUGAAGAUGGUUACUCACUAUCGUCCUAUUCUGCAUCUUGAUUUUCUUGGUGCUGGGGAGGUUGUGGUGGUUGAACGACCAUUAGUUGACGUUCUUGCGACAUUACCGCCAGCUUAUUUCGUUCACAAGUACGGGACGUAA